UUUUCAGGCAGACGGAACGCGCGUGUGCUUUUCGCUGGUCAGUCUUUCUUGGUGCUCUCGCCAUCCCAUCGUCUUAUAUCGUCGCUGUGCUGCCCGCUAGGAGCAGACCCUUCUUCCACAAAUCGGAACGAUAAUCAGCAAUGGCCUUAAGCCGUAUCUACUCAACUAAGCUGGCAUGUGCCACUAACAAGAAUGUCCUGCCAGCGAUCGCAACGUUCGUGCGCAACGCAUCCGACAGCACAGACCUGAAGGCUGUCCUGGUCGAGAAGAUCCCGAAAGAGCAGGAGCGCAUCAAGAAUUUCCGCAAACAGCAUGGCGCGACGAAAGUCGGCGAAGUCACCGUCGACAUGAUGUACGGUGGUAUGCGUGGCAUCAAGGGUUUGGUGUGCGAAACGUCCGUUCUUGACCCCGACGAGGGCAUUCGUUUCCGCGGCCUGUCGAUUCCCGAGUGUCAAAAGGUGCUCCCGAAGGCGCCAGGUGGUCAGGAACCGCUGCCCGAGGGUCUGUUCUGGUUGUUGAUUACCGGCGAUGUGCCGUCGAAGGCCCAGGUUGAUGCAUUGUCGCGCGAGUGGGCUAACCGGGCCGCGCUCCCGUCGCACGUGGUGACGAUGCUGAACAACAUGCCGACGACGCUGCACCCGAUGUCGCAGCUGAGCUGCGCCGUGACCGCCCUGAACCACGAGAGCAAGUACGCCAAGGCGUACUCGGAGGGCGUGCACAAGAGCAAGUACUGGGAGUACGUAUACGAGGACAGCAUGGACCUGAUCGCCAAGCUGCCCGUCAUAGCGGCCACCAUCUACCGCAACACGUACCGCGACGGCAAGGGCAUCGGGGCGAUCGACCCGAAGAAGGAUUGGUCGGCCAACUUCACCAAGAUGCUCGGUUACGAGGACGAGAAGUUCACCGAGCUGAUGCGCCUGUACCUGACCAUCCACAGUGACCACGAGGGUGGCAACGUGUCGGCCCACACCGUCCAUCUGGUUGGGUCGGCCCUCAGCGAUCCGUACCUGUCGUUUGCGGCCGGCAUGAACGGUCUGGCCGGGCCGCUCCACGGUCUCGCCAACCAGGAGGUGCUGGUGUGGCUGCAGAAGCUGCGCAAGGAGCUGGGCGACAACGCGAGCGAGGACAAGGUGAAGGAGUUCAUCUGGAAGACGCUCAAGUCGGGCCAGGUGGUGCCCGGGUACGGUCACGCCGUACUGCGCAAAACUGACCCGCGCUACACUUGCCAGCGCGAGUUUGCCCUCAAGCACCUGCCCAACGAUCCGCUGUUCGGACUGGUUUCGAACAUCUACAAGGUCGUCCCGCCAAUCCUCACCGAGCUGGGCAAGGUGAAGAACCCGUGGCCGAACGUAGACGCUCACUCGGGCGUGCUGCUGCAGUACUACGGGCUGAAGGAGAUGAACUACUACACCGUGCUGUUCGGCGUGUCCCGCGCCCUGGGCGUGCUGGCCUCGCUCGUGUGGGACCGCGCUCUCGGACUGCCCAUCGAGCGCCCCAAAUCGAUGUCCACCGACGGACUGAUCAAAGCGACCUCCAAGUAAAUUUACGCCACAUAACUCCACCAAACCACCACCACCCGCGCAUCUGCCCUCAAAACCUUUUUAAACAUAAGUAUCACCGCUAGAGAGAGAAAGGGGGAGAGAGAGAGAGAGAAACAGACAGGAGUAAUUUAACGAACAAAAUACAAAAAAAAACAGAUCACAAACUGCUCGCCACCGCCGCGCGCGCUACCUUAACGAAUCGAAGCAAAAGAAACCAUGCGCCAAUAACAACAGCAACAACGGAUGAUUCCACAAGCAGCACACACAUCGGAACCACGACGAACACAGCUCAAGGGUCAUACACUUUUCUCGUGGAGAGAAACCCGCGCAAUGGCCUUCGCUGAUCAGCGCACGCAACGUACAAGAGAAUACAACCAAAAACUUACCAAACUUUGCGCGAUCGGUGAUCGGGCAAGUAGUAGCGGAACCCGCCACGCCCGUAACACCGGUGGCCUGCGAAAGGAAACCGGAGAGGAGAGCCCCGGACGACAAAGAAGUAACAUAUGAUAAUAAUAGCCUCUCUCGUAGAGAGCACCACAGAAAACUAGGACAAAAGCUGGAACACACAAAACAAGCCAAAAAGGGGUGAGACGGUGGUCAAAAAGAAAAAACAAAAGGACAACAGCAGCGCGCACCGCCGGACGACGAGACAGACACGCGGGGGGGCGCGCGGGUUCUGGAAUCGCGAGCCAGCGAUGAUUGUGACUUAAUACUUAGCGACCCCGCGAGAAGUGACGGCGGCGGCGGCGGCACACGGCGAGUUGCUCGCGUUAGUGUUCAUUGCGAGUGCGGUGAGAGAGCGGUGUGGCCGCGUUUCUGAGAAGUAGUUCCUUACCAUUUUCCGUUACUCUCCGCUCGAUCGUAGAUCAUGUACAUUAGUUUGUUGUAAGCAGCGUACUUAGCAACUUAAUUAGCUCUAGGGGGCACACGCGGCAGUGGUGUAUGCGCCGCAACGCUUUCCACGAACCUCGUCCUGCCGUUCCGUCUCGUCCCGUCCCGCUUCCGUUCCGCGUCCCGCCGGGCGCCGGGUAUCCUCUUCGUGCCACACACACACACACACUUUCGUGUGUAACGCUCUACCUCGGGAACCGUGCGUGCGAGUGCGUGUGUUCCGUUGCCAUGGGAACACUCUUAGCGAGAGGUGUGCCUUGGUGCAAGCAAUCGGAAGUGCGUGAACGUUGUGCUGCAUAUCUGUUCUUUUUACCGUAGGAUAAUGACCAUUGAUUAUUAUUUAUUGCUUCUGAGGUAGUAGAAAAUGGUUCGGCUCACGAGUUCGGUGGCCCCUCAUAUGGUUUUGUUUGGAUGCGUUCGAGGGGGGGAUCGAGAUCCCAUCGUCAGCUUUCCAUCCUCGUUUGCUUCGAUUAACUCAUGAGCCGCCGCGGUAUGAUUGUGAUUUGCAAGAGCGAGAGAGAGAGAGGGAGAAAUAAACUUAAUAGACAGAUUUGACCACCCAAGAAUCCACAACGAGAACCCGCGCCACGCGCUGCUGCUGCUGCUGCCGUUAGAGUAGAGCUCGUUGAUUGACUUUGUCCCCGUUUAGCACGCGUGAAAUUAGUGGGCCCGAAAGCAUUCUCUUCGCAUCGGCACAAUAAAGUUCAAACGACAAUACAAAUGGA
Messenger RNA from Anopheles cruzii, 3157 nucleotides. It is a transcript of the gene kdn, whose product is annotated as probable citrate synthase 2, mitochondrial. Gene Ontology annotation, biological process: citrate metabolic process; carbohydrate metabolic process; tricarboxylic acid cycle. The coding region runs from base 141 to 1541 and encodes 466 amino acids. The record is from RefSeq and is a predicted model, not a curated record. Gene Ontology annotation, cellular component: mitochondrial matrix. The transcript is spliced from 5 exons. NCBI's taxonomy places the organism in Eukaryota, Metazoa, Arthropoda, Insecta, Diptera, Culicidae.